UCGGAAAUGUGUUCAAGAUUGACCUCCCCCAUUCCUGUUUCUCCACUGGGAGACGGGCUUUGGAGGCAAAUCACUUGUUUGCAUCCUGAAUAAAAGAGCUCCAUGGACGACGAGAUGACAGCUAUUACGAUUGACUCACUGGAUACUGCCAGCAUCACUAAUUUCCCCUCCUACUCAAAUCCAGGAUAACAUCGAAAGCGCAAGCAUGGCGCUCAACCGUACCUUCACACUCAAUACCGGGGCAAAGAUACCGGCGGUGGGCUUUGGGACAUGGCAAGCUGCUCCGCAUGAGGUUGAGAAAGCAGUCGAGAUCGCUUUGAAGUCCGGAUACCGCCACAUCGACUGCGCAGCCAUCUACCGCAACGAGAACGAAGUAGGCAUGGGCAUAAAGAAGAGUGGUGUCAAGCGCGAUGAAAUCUUCGUUACUGGGAAGCUGUGGAACACGAAGCACAGGCCCGAAGAUGUUGAGAGUGCGUUGGACAAGAGUCUCGCUGAUUUGGGGACUGACUAUGUUGAUCUAUUCCUGAUGCACUGGCCUUGUGCGUUCGCCCCAGGAGACAAGUUUUCCCCCCUCGAUGCCAAUGGAGUAUUUCGAUUGGACGACGUUGAUGUCUCGGUGACCUGGAAGGCAAUGGAAGCGCUACUCAAGACCAAAAAAGUGCGUGCGAUUGGAGUCUCGAAUUUCAACAUCCGCCGGCUCGAGUCGCUAUUGUCAACCUGCUCUGUCAUUCCCGCCGCCAAUCAAGUCGAAAAACACCCAUAUCUUCAACAACCCGAGCUCGCCGAAUUCUGCAAGAAGAAGGGAAUUUUGAUUGAGGCGUAUUCUCCACUUGGGAACAACCAGACCGGUGAGCCAAGGACAGUUGAUGAUGCAAAGGUACACGAAGUAGCAAAACGUCUUGGUAAGGAUCCAGGACAAGUCCUCGUGAGCUGGGGAGUACAAACUGGACAUGUUGUAUUGCCAAAAUCCGUGACGGCAUGAAGGAUUGCCAGUAAUUUUCAAGAUUUUGAAAUCCCGGCGGAAGAGAUGGCCGAGUUGAAUGCACUUGAGCAUCACAAGCGCUUCAACUUCCCCAUGCGAUGGGGAUUCGAUAUCUUUGACGAGGCUGGUGAAGAGGUAGUAAGGGAGGCUGCCAGGGUUGCAGGGGAAGAGAAUAAGACGAAGUUUGUCGUG
Molecule: messenger RNA, 1174 nt
Organism: Hyaloscypha bicolor E
Lineage: Eukaryota; Fungi; Ascomycota; Leotiomycetes; Helotiales; Hyaloscyphaceae
Product: alcohol dehydrogenase
Exons: 2
Coding region: 206-982 (258 amino acids)
Cellular component (GO): cytosol
Molecular function (GO): aldose reductase (NADPH) activity
Source: RefSeq, a predicted model, not a curated record